Pseudonaja textilis is the source of this 3689-nucleotide messenger RNA. It is a transcript of the gene RAVER1, whose product is annotated as ribonucleoprotein, PTB binding 1. Lineage: Eukaryota; Metazoa; Chordata; Lepidosauria; Squamata; Elapidae. Gene Ontology annotation, cellular component: nucleus. The record is from RefSeq and is a predicted model, not a curated record. Gene Ontology annotation, molecular function: mRNA binding.
UGGUUGUUAGCUUGUGAGGUGGUGGAGGUGGAAGGGGGCAGUUGCUUCCCAAGAUGGCGGCAAUAGGGGCUUUUGGUGGGGUGGUAGAUGGGGCAGCCGCCUCUUCUGGGUCGCUCCCAGGCCCAGAUGCAGGCUCAGCCAACGCCCCUGAAGAGAUAUUGCCGCCCUUGGAAUCGACCGAAAUAGCGGGUCGCCUAGAAAGAAGCGCCCGACAAUUCCGUAACCGACGCAAGGUGCUCAUUCGCGGGCUGCCUGCCGACGUCGCCAACCAGGAAAUACAUGAACUUUUGAGUGAUUACGAACUUAAGUACUGUUUUGUGGACAAAUACAAAGGAACAGCUUUCGUCACCUUAUUGAAUGGGGAACAGGCAGAAUCAGCCAUUAAGAAAUUUCACUUGAGCACGCUGCGAGACAAGGAGAUUACAGUGCAACUACAACCCACAGAUGCCCUCUUAUGCAUUGCCAAUCUGCCCCACCUCUAUACACAGCAGCAGUUUGAAGACCUGGUUCGACCAUUUGGGAACUUAGAGCGUUGCUUCUUGGUAUACAGUGAGGAAAGUGGACACUCGAAAGGUUAUGGUUUUGUGGAAUACAUGAAAAAGGAUUCAGCAGCCAGAGCAAAGUCUGACCUGUUGGGCAAACAGCUGGGAACACGGACUCUGUAUGUUCAUUGGACAGAUGUCAACCAGUUGACUCUAGAUCUUAUUCACUCAAAAUGUCUAUGUGUAGAUAAAUUGCCCCACAAUUAUAGUGAUCUUGAAGAACUAAGGCAGACCUUCUCUGCCAUUUGCCCUCCAACAUUCUGUCAGCUGGCAUGUGGUCAGGAUGGGCAGCUGAAAGGCUUUGCAGUCCUGGAAUAUGAGUCAGCUGAGAUAGCAGAGAUGGUUCAGCAGGCUACCAAUGGCUUUCUACUUGCUGGGAACCAUAUCAGAGUCUCUUUCUGUGCUCCGGGCCCUCCUGGACGAAGUAUGCUAGCUGCUCUGAUAGCUGCCCAGGCAACAGCACUUAACCGUGGUAAAGGGCUUCUACCUGAACCCAAUCUUCUUCAGAUUCUGAACAGCCUGGGGAAUCCUUCAUCCCUCCAACUCUUACUCAACCCCCUACUUCAUGGAGCCAUUGGAGGAAAGCAAGGAAUCCUUGGAGCACCACCAGCAGUAUCUCUUCUAACCAACCCAGCUCUGUUCACAGCUCAACUUCAGCUGGCACUCCAAAAUCAAACCCAAGCACAGCAGAAACCUGGAAUCUUGGGAGAGUCUCCUCAUGGUUCCUUGCAGCACAAUACUAUGGGAAUGUCAAACUCUCCAGCUUCUCAGGCCGGAAAUCAGUUAUUAGGAGAGAUGUCCUCAGGUGGUUCUUUGCCAGCUGAUGUUUCCCCAGGAUCUGUGAAAUCUACUAUCUUGCCUUCUGCAAACUUGUCCGUGCCAUCUUUCUUGGGACCACUGGCAAUGGAGAGGGAGAAUGCUGCGAUGGGAACCCAGGCACCUCAGCUUACUUCACCUGGCCUACAGGGUCUCACUACCUCCAUUUUGGGAUCUAUGAUCAGUGGGCUUCAGAAACCUUCUGAUAACAGAUCAGACAAUAGUCCUCAGGGUCCUCAGUUAACUAAUGUUUCUCUCCUAGGAGAGCCACCAAAAGACUUCAAGAUUCCACUCAAUCCAUAUCUAAAUCUGCACAGCCUUCUCCCUAGAAGUAAGGUUGGAGGUGGAACUAAUAAAACAUUCAGCCCAAAGACUGGUGUACUCGGCAAUGCUUCCAAUCCCAGAAUGCAACAGGCAUCCAUGUCUGAUCUUCUCCUGCCCUCAUCUAGUCAAUCAGAAGAUAAUUCUGCAUUUGACUAUCAGCCUGACUUGGUAUCACGAAUAUAUCCCCGAGAGGCAGCAUCCCAGCUAGGGGUAUUUGCACAUAAGAAGCAAAAGGUUUCAUCUCCUGGGUUUGAGCAAAACCACCUAGGAACGCCAUUGCCCCCAUUCUAUGCAGGGUCUCCAACCUCAUAUUUCACAAGUGGCCUUCAAGCUGGACUUAGACAAAGCCACCUGAACAAAGCUAUUGGGAUGCCACCAAUGGGCACAGGAGACAAUAUCCUUGGAUUAGGACCAACUAGCCCACCCCACAGUAGCUACGCAAAGACUCCCAUUGGAGGCCAGAAGCGAGCCUUUUCUCAUCUGCUACCCUCUCCAGAGCCUAGUCCAGAAGGCAGUUAUAUUGGCCAGCAUUCUCAGGGCCUGGGAGGGCACUACGCAGACUCCUAUUUAAAGCGAAAGAGGAUAUUUUAAUCCAUUUCUUAGUUGAAACACUGUUAUCCUCCCUAGCCCCAAUGUGUACAUUGUUUGUAAAAAUAUUUUUACUGUUUAUUUUAGUGUUUUUUAAAAUGCUUGUGUGUAAAAAACCCCCAUACCUUUAUGCUUCUAAGACCAGCUGCAGUCUUGUUAUGGACAUUGAAGAUGGGACUUGGAUGUUUGCUCCCAAAGAGCACUGUUUUUUCCCAGGUGAAGCUAUGUGACAAUCAUGAGAAGCUUUGCCAAGCUUAGUCAGCUGGACCAAAAUCAACAAAUUGGGUUUUUCCUACUGUUCCUUCCUCUGCAAUUCAGAUUGGAGUCUUCUUCCUGUAAGAGCCAUGCCUUCUAGAGAGAUACAAGUUCCUGCCUUAAGACUCCUAACAAAGGCAUAUGUCCUUCUAGAUGUUUCAUAGUACAGUGGAGUGAAUGGUGAUGAGGAAGGCGGUGGUGAUGCUUUGUGUCCACUGGGAAACAGAGUUCCAAAUAACUGCAGAUUAUCACAAUCACACUCCUAGAGUAUUCAGGUUGAACUGAGUCUUCACUUUCUCUACACGCUUUUUUUAUUGGUUUCUUUUUAAAGUAUACGUCUAUUUUGCUUUUGUAAAUAUUUGUAAAUUUCUUUUUUAAAAAAAAAUUCUGGGCUUUUAGUUGCUUCUUUCUAAUGAUAGUUUAGAAACAUUGGAUCUUGGAGUUACAUCAAAGUCAUCUUGAAUAAUGCUUUUUUAAAAAGUUUCUGUCUUUUUAGGUGUAGUAGUUUUUAGUCUAGACCAAUUUCUUUUUGAGAUACAAACCAUUUUCUUCUGAGUGUGUUUUUUUCUAUUUUGACCAUUGUCUUCAUGCUAAUACUGUGAUCUGAUAUCUUUUAAACCAAACUUUAGUGGCUGGGACAAUCUUUGGGUGCAUUGCUUUCUAGAGUGACUUGUUUUCUUGCAAUUACACUCCUUAGUGACACAUCUGACUUUUCGAUAGAAUUCACCUUUUAUAUGGUGCCUGCAGUUGGGCAGAACUAGCCAACUACUGAAUUGAUAAUUGGAAUCUUUAUGCUGUGUUAAGGGAGGAUAGAUAGAAAGCACAACCACCUCCAACCAGAGUGGUUUGGGCAAGAUCCAGGUUUAAAUUGUUAACAAAGAAGAGUUCAUUCCUUAAGCCAGUUUAGAUUCAGGAUAGGCAAUAUUGUCCAUUCUCAGAGGAGACCAAUAGGGUUCAUUUUGAGAGAGUGGGAGUCUAUGGCCUUCUCCCCAAGGGAUUUAGAGUUCUGCUUUGAUAUAAUGAACUAUUUCUGUUUCAUAAACAUGCUACAAUAUUUCUACUAUAUAUACUGGCUGGUUUGCUGUAUUUGUUGCUGGAUUUCAAAUCCACCAACAGCUGGAUACCAACUUCCUUAAAGUAAAGCUAUAUUUAUAUCAAACUUCA